Molecule: messenger RNA, 2847 nt
Organism: Aspergillus affinis
Lineage: Eukaryota; Fungi; Ascomycota; Eurotiomycetes; Eurotiales; Aspergillaceae
Product: ATP-binding protein
Exons: 3
Coding region: 1-2847 (948 amino acids)
Molecular function (GO): ATP hydrolysis activity; ATP binding
Source: RefSeq, a predicted model, not a curated record
AUGGCCGAUCCUACCGCCACCGCCGUCGCUGCCGAGACCAAACACGAAGCCGAUCCCCCCGUCGAUAACAACACAGUCAAACCGGAGGGCAAGUCGGCGGUUUCCGUCUCUGAAACUGCUCCCAAGAAAACCUCUUGCAAGAAACAUCCCGCCAAGGACUCAGACCGUGCUCGAGAUUCCAAGAAAAAAUCCCACAAAUCCAAUAAAGCCUCAUCCAUUGUCACUCCCAGUGACGAUAGCUCGUCGGAGUCCAGCUCCGACGAUGACGACGCUGAGAGUGAUAGUGAUUCCGAGGAUGAGGACGAGGAGUCUCUGUCCGCAGAAUCCGAGUCGGAGCCAGAUCGGAAGCACAGACGGAGGCGGAUAAAGAAUCGAUCGAGGCGGGCGCUAAAGGGCGGCCGGAAGAAGAAGACGCGGUCGCAUUAUCAGGACGAAUCGGAUUUCGAGGAAGAGGAUGAGGAUGAUGAAGAUCCCUCGUCGCUGGAUGAGAAGACGCUGAAGAAGCUGGUCUCGAAGCUCAAGGCCCGCAAGGCUAAGAAGGUGCGCCAAGACGAGUCUUCCGAGGAUCCGCUCGAAGAAGAGGAUGAGGAUGAGACCGAUCUGGACGACACGGCGCUUUCCCUGGCCAAGGAGAAGCUGGCAGCUCUGCGACUCAAGCAGGGCGGUAGGCGCCGGGGCAAGCACCGCUCAAGACGAGUGUCUGACGGUCUGAACGACGGCCAGAAGGGCUCCCAUCGGUCCAAGGGUCGGAAGAAGGCGGCCUCGAAGAUCGCUUUCAAAAGGGUUGAUCAAUUAUGGGACAAUACAAUACACAACUUCAAGCUGACCGAGACCAUCGAUGACCCGGGGGCCAACGAGUGGGACCAGUAUCUGUUUACAGUGCGCCGCAAAUUUGACUGGGAUAACAAAUACCUCGAGACGGUGGUAGAUAUCAAGAGUAAACACCUCCGUGAUGCGCUGGCAAAGGUCAUGGACGGCGUCAAAGGAGUCAGCCUGGUUCAGGAGACUGCGGUUGUCGAUCCGAACAUGCUCUUCCUCUACCUGGAAGAGACCCGCCAGUACAUGAGGGAGCUGAGGCAGCAGGCCACGACGGAGAGGAAGAAGAAGGCCAGAAACGCAGCCAGUCUCAAGGCGCAGCAUCUCAAGGUCUUGCUGAAAUAUCUGGACACGGACUAUGCGGAGACCAAAAAGACCCUUUACCCCUUGCUGGAGGCCAAUAUGAUCACCUUUGAGCUGCUCUGGGCCUUGUUCAAACCGAACACCAUUGCCUACACUCCUACCUAUGGCAACCAGGACGAGCCGCGCGCGUUCAAGAUUGAAUAUGCCUCCAAGGAGUCGUCGUUCAUGAAAGGUCAAUGGUACAGCGUCGAGGGGCGCUACCUGGAGUACGAUGGCAAGACCUUUGGCAUGGGCACCAUGGCGGCCGAUGUAGAGAGCUUCAAGGGCGCCCGAAAGAUUACCAGUCUUGGCUGUUACCCUCUGAAAUACCACCGCGAAGCCGAAGACGUCCAGGCCAAACUGAUCGAGCGCGGCAAGAAGUUUGUGGCUCUUCGGGGCAUGAAAUACCGCUACCACAAGGGCAUGGCUUUCUAUAAGAAGAAGCGCACCGUGAUCAAAGUCAAUAUCAACGGGCGCGUGAUGAUUGAUCCGGCUAUCCAUCGCCGCAUCAACCCUAAUUACCCCAUCAGCACCGUGCGCCCCAAGGAUCCUGACUAUCUGGAUGGCGACGACGAUGACGGCAGCGAAGCGUGCUGCUGCCCGAUGUCAGACUCGGACUCAGAAGAGCCCUACGCCCACCGCAGAGACUCUGACGCCCCGCAGGUGCGCUACAAGGUGAUUCGCGACAAGGAGGGCACGCCGCACGUGGUCGAGGUGGAAUUGGAUGAGAACGGCAACGAGAUUCUGAAGGAAGAUAUGGACCAGGUCGAGGACAUGGACCGGGAGUUCACGGAAGAGGAGCUUCUCAUUGCCAGUCCCGUGGUCCUAGGGUUCGCCUUCAGCGAGAAAUUGUGGCUCGAAUUUAGCAUCUCAGGGAUCAGCGACAUCGACUGGAACGAGGAUGCCUUCGACUCGCUCGUGUUGCCGGACAACCAGAAAUCCAUCGUCAAGGCCCUGGUGGAAUCGCACACCUUCUGUGCAGCGCAGAAUAUCGACGACGUGAUCCAGGGCAAGGGCAAGGGCCUUGUAGCCGUGCUGCAUGGUCCCCCGGGCACUGGAAAGACCCUCACCGCAGAGGGCAUCGCCGAGCUGCUCAAGCGGCCGCUUUACAUGGUCAGCGCCGGUGAACUGGGCACCGAUUCUCGCACCCUGGAAGGCGAACUGAACAAGAUCCUGGAUAUCGCUCACUCCUGGGGCGCCGUGCUGCUGCUGGACGAGGCUGAUAUCUUCCUGGAGAAGCGCACCAUCCAGGACAUCCACCGCAACGCGCUGGUCAGCAUCUUCUUGCGUCUACUCGAGUACUUCCAGGGUAUCCUCUUCCUGACGACCAACCGCGUGGAGACCUUCGACGACGCCUUUCAGUCCCGUAUCCACGUUGCUCUGCGGUACGGCGACCUCCCCACCAAAGCCAAGCGCAGUGUCUGGAUGUUAUUCCUGGAACGAGUGCAGGCCAUGGAGGGUGUCGAGACCGCCAAAUUCACCGACAAGGACUAUGAUGCGCUGUCUCGUCACAAUCUUAACGGCCGACAAAUCAAAAACUCCGUGCGCACUGCGCAGGCCCUCGCUGUCAAUGAAGGUACUCCCCUCUCGAUGGAACAUAUCAAACGUGUUCUCGAAGUCGCCGAGACAUUUGAUCAUGACCUUCGCGGCGGAAUGGGCUACAUUGACGCGAUGAGAAGUUACACGUAG